GUCAUUGGCGGAGGAGUAGGGGGGGAGAGGGCUAUAAAAGAGUGAGGGACUUUGGAGGUAAAGCAGAAGAAACAUUAGUGGUUUCCAAAUCUUUGUGAUAUCAAGAACUGCUCUGCACUUCCUCCACCACUCUCAUCUGCCUCUCUCUCUCUCUUACACACACACACUCACACACCUCUCUCGGUGAGCCUCCUGCUCCUGUGACUGUAGCCCCGGUCUGUCACCUGCUCUCCUGUCACAGCAUGCAGCUGUUGGUGGUGUUAGCAGCUCUCAUGGGGGUUCUGUGCAGCGUGAGGGCAGCAGCCGUGCUUCCUGUGGACGACAGGAGUCCCAUCCAUGUGAACAGGGUAUGAAUAGUGAUUUGAUUCUGUUUUAUAUCUACAAGUGGGAGAGAUUUGUCCCUGUUUAACUGCUAUUUGGUUGAAAUUAUUUUUGGUAAAAAAAGAAAAAAGUUAGAAAUUGUGAAUUUUUAAAUGACUUAUUUAAGAUUCUUUUGUAAUAAAGUAAAAUAAAUUGUGGAAUUGCAUUUGAAAAGACUUAAACUAAAAAUGUCUUCUUCUUACUAUGUUUUACUGUCUUUAAUAGGUCAAAUGAAAGAUUCUUGAGGUUAAGCUCCUCAUUCAUUUGUUAAAUUAUCAUUUACUACAACGUACUGCUAGAAUGAUUUAAGACAAAAUAACUAAACCUGCUAUUCCAGAAUUUUUUUUUUUGUAGAUUGUUCAAUUUAUCUUGUUUCAGACUUUAUAUUACUCUUUUUUUCAGUGAAAGGGGUAAAAUAUAACACCUCUUGGUGUUUGAGCUACCACUCAGAUGUUGUUUUUUUACAUUUUCAUCAUCAGUUUCUAAUCUUCUUUUGUCAUUUUCUGAUUUUCCCUCAGGAGCUGAGCAAAGAGCGCAAAGAACUGAUUCUGAAGCUGGUGUCGGGCUUGCUGGACGGAGCCCUUGACACCAACAUGCUGCCGGGAGAGAUGGCCCCUGUGGACCUGGAAGAGCCGCUGGAGUCUCGUCUGGAGGAGAGAGCCGUCUACAACAGGCUAUCACUGCCUCAGCGUGACCGCAAAGCCCCCUGUAAAAACUUCUUCUGGAAAACUUUCACCUCCUGCUAACAGAGCCAAAAUGAAAAAAAGAAUAAAAAACCAAACACCUGGAUUCUGUCGGCCAACUGUACUCCUCACCUCCUGGCUCCUCAUGAACUAUAGUAAACCUCAGCUGUAUAUACCUCAUCUGCACCUGUCACACUCAGCAUCCAUGGACUUCACUGAGACAGUGUGGCUGUUUAGAUAGUCAUGAUUUAUGUACCAAUUUACCCAUACAAUGUAUGUAUUUAUGUAUGUUUCUUUCAGGGUUAACAAUAAAGCAUGGACACAAUGUUUGACAGGGUAAUCACAGUUCAUCUGUUCUGGAAAUCUUUCACAAAAAGACACGAUUCUAUGAAAAAUUCACGACUGCAUUUUCAUGAUGGAUUACAACACUUUCACACCAAAAUAGUAUUUUAGUUUUGCCGACUGAAAUAUGUUUCUAGAACAGGUUGCAGUUGUAAAUUGGUGUAAAUUAGAGAUACAGACACAUUUUACCAUCAUUAAAAGCCAACCAAAUGGCAUUUUUAUUUGUUUAUUCAUUUUUUUUCCUUUUACUGCUGCUCUUUAAACGUAACAGCACAAUUUUCACAGCGUAAACACUUCGGUUCUCUUCCUACUCUACAGCCAAAUGAAUUAUUCAAUAAGAAAUCUUAAAAAAUCUUUGUGAAAUAAACAAUCCUAAAUAAAGAAGCAAACUUUACAACGGCACCAGAAUUGCAAUCUGGAUUAAACGUUAGUUACUUAUUUAUGAGUGAUGGAAUACAGUUAAAAAUUGAUGUAGGCAAUUAAUUCAUGUUAAAAAAACUUCACAAAAAUAGACAUAUAUGUUUUUAAUCACAAUUUGGUGGCAAAAUUUGCGCAAGAAAGUCUUUUGCAAAAGUUUAAUUUGAUGUCCUUAUUAAUUCCUCGUCACAAGCUGAGGCAGAUGCCGUGGCCGAUGUUGCAGUUGCCCACUCGCUGUUAGACAUGUCAGGUCUAUUGGAAGCUCAAUAAAUCACAAGCAGUCACCCCUCCUCCCU
Xyrichtys novacula (pearly razorfish) is the source of this 2098-nucleotide messenger RNA. The record is from the annotation of a GenBank genome assembly. Lineage: Eukaryota; Metazoa; Chordata; Actinopteri; Labriformes; Labridae.